AUGGCAUUCAACCCAGCUUACGAGAGGCGAAGGGUGUCUGUACGCCGCCCAGUGUCUGACGAAACAGAGCUGUGUGUGCUUUCUGAGUCACAGUCUCUGUGGGUCUUGUUUGAUCCUGAGCGGGACAACGACGUGAUCCUGUUGCUGAACACCAACCCUCUUACAACAGAGGGGUCAGGUGAGGCCGUUUCUGACUACGAGAGUGAUGACGACAGCGAUGAAACUGAUAACGACGACCUCAUUGACGAAGUGCAGCCGUCACUAUCUUCACGGAUCGACCAGUGGCAGAACGCCACCGACGCUGCCGUGUCCGAUAACAUUGCCUCGUGGGACCUAGACUCCGACUUGGUGGCCAAGCUCUUGGACACAUCGGUGCUCCGGCGGGUGCCAGCGUACUAUGGCGACACGUAUUUCGAGAAUAUGUCCAAGCAAGAGUAUGCACGGUUCAAGCGGGCCAGUGCCAUAUUGCGCAAGUCGCUCACCAAGAAGGGCGCUCCGGCUGUAGAUAAGGACCUCAUCACGCGGUUGCUCCAGCUACUACAGUGGCAGAACUUGCUCACGACGCUGGGAACGUUGGUCAACGACUACAUCAUGAACACGUUGGCGAGAACGCAGCCGCCGUUGGCUGGGUUCAGGGACGUCGAGUACUCAGACACGGCCACCUCGAGCUCGAUGGUGCUCUGUGGAGGCGGCACGUGGAAUGAUUUAUAG
Candidozyma auris is the source of this 711-nucleotide messenger RNA. RefSeq lists its product as uncharacterized. Lineage: Eukaryota; Fungi; Ascomycota; Pichiomycetes; Serinales; Metschnikowiaceae. The record is from RefSeq and is a predicted model, not a curated record. Bases 1 to 711 code for a protein of 236 amino acids. The transcript has a single exon.